UUGGGUGGGGGCGGAGGGUGACAGGAAAAAAGAAAUCUUUGGCCAGUUGUCCCGGGUGGAAUGGGGAAGCAGGGAAGUUCGACACUUCUGCGCCCACUCCAAGCGGACAGGAACCACCCUGUCCUAGCCCUGGGGUGGGACACAGGACUAAGGUUGGGCGGAGACUGGAUGAAGGGGCGGGACUGGGGGAGGACCCCCAGGGUCUUCAUUACGGAUUCGGGCCGCGGGGGCUUCUGGGGACUCCUUCCACGGAUGGCGCGCAAGCGCGGGAGGUGGCGGGAGGGUCCCGGGAGCAGAGCCGUCGGGUGCGUUAGAGGGCUGGGGUUGGCUUCUUGGUUCCGGCGCGAUUACCGACGUGCGCUCCCUUCACGACCCGGACGGCGACUUCCGCGGCUCCUCCCGGAACUGGCUCCGGGUGUGCUGAGCGAAGCCCUGGCGGGGAACCGCGCUCGCAGCCAUAUCGGUUUUGUCAGACAUAGUUGCAGAGGAUGCGGAGUGAGAUGCGUGAACAGUGGAGUACGAUCCGCCCAGAGGCUGCUGCAGAGUGCCUUUGUCAGACAUAAUUCGGCUCAAAUCACACUGCAUAUAUAGAGAGUACAUGGGUGCUUAGCCCAAGCCUGAGAAUUACUGGAAUCUUCUGGUAAGACAAAUUUCAACUACAAUGGGAGUUCUGUCUAGGAAGAUGCAGCCUCUGAAUAAGUUGAUGGCUAUUUCAAAACCUCAAAACUCGGCUCUGCAUGAACAGAGUGAGGUCCUGAGUACUGAUAUGUCUUGGCAGCAGGAAACCAUCUCCAUCAUGGAGACAUAUGACUGUGAGGCCUCUCGUCAAAAGUUCAGACACUUCCAAUAUUUGGAAGUGUCUGGGCUUCAUGAAGCCUUUAGCCAACUCUGGGAGCUCUGUCUUCAGUGGCUGAGACCAGAGGUUCAUACAAAGAAGCAGAUCCUGCAGCUGUUGGUGCUGGAACAGUUCCUGACAAUUCUCCCUGAAGAUGUCAGGACGUGGGUGAAUUUACAGCAUCCAAAGAAUAGCAAAGAAGUGGUGACCCUCAUAGAAGAGGUGAUCGAGAUGCUUAAAGAGGAAGAGAUACCCUGCAAGAAAUCUGUCCUCCAGAAGGGGAGCGUCAGGAUGGAAAAAAUGGAAGCUGACUCACUAACAGGCAAAUCCCAGGAACCAGUGACAUUCAAAGAUGUGGUUGUGGCGUUCAGCGAGGAUGAGUGGGGGCAGCUGGACCCUGCUGUAAAGAACCUGUACAGGGAUGUGAUGCUGGAGAACUAUAAGAACCUGAACUCACUGCAUAAAGAGCAUCUACUUUGCAAACCAGUUGAGAUCUCUGAGGAAAAAAGAUGGAUAAUGAAGAAAGAAAUCCCAAGAACAACUGUUUUUGACAGAGAGACAUUUUCAGAAAACCAAGAUUCAGUUCCAAAGCAGAGAAUUUCUGGAGAAGAAUCCUCCCAUGGAGUGAUUAUGACAAGAUUGACCAAAAGUGGACAGCCUUCUUUAGAUGUCAGGACAGGUGAUGACUGGUUGUAUAGGAACCAGAAACACUGGGACAUAAAUUUGACACAACAAGCUUUCAUUCAUAAGACAGUCUACCCUGAGGAGGGAAACUUUGAAUGUUGUGAAAAUCAGAAAAGCUUUAAUGUUAAGUCAGCUAAUUCAAUUUUUGAUAUACAACAGAGAAUUUCUAUGAGAAAGAGGUCUUCUAAGUGUGACAGGUUUAAAAAUAAUUUCAACUUUAAUUUGGACUCAGUAGGUAAGCAACAUUCAGAAUAUAAUGAUUGUAGGAAUGCCUUGAGCCUGAGUACAGAUAUUCAACAUCCACGAAGUAAUACAGUGAAUUCCUAUGAAUGCUAUCAGUGUAAGAAAGCCUUCAGCCGGAGUUCAUCCCUCAUUCGUCAUCAGGUCAUUCACACAGGAGAGAAACCCUAUAAAUGCAGUGAAUGUGGGAGAUCAUUCAACCGACGUACAAACCUUAUUAAGCAUCAAAAAAUACAUACUGGUGCAAAGGCCUGUGAAGGCAAUACAUGUGGAAAAGCCUCCAGUAAGAGUGAAGAUGGUAAUAAAAAUCCAAGGUUCGUUUCUGGAGAUAAUCUUUAUGAAUGUGUUAACUGUGGAAAAUCCUUUACCCGGAGCUCCUCUCUGAAUCGACAUCAAAUAAUUCACACUGGAGAGAGACCAUUCAAAUGUAAGGAAUGUGAGAAAACCUUCAACAGGCAUUCAAACCUUAAACAACACCAAAAACUUCAUAUUCAGCAGAAGUCCUACGAUAGGAAUGAACACAAGAUUACCUUCAGUCAGAGAGCAGAACUCAUACAACAUCUAUGAAUUUAUGCUGGAAGGAAUCCUAUGAAUAUAGGAAAUGUAAAAGAACAUCUGUUAGAUAUUUAAUUGAUGUGACUGAAUUAAUAUUGGAAAGAAAUGUGUUACUGUACAGAAAUGUUUGAGGGAGUUUUACCAGGCCCCCAGAUGAAGCCAUAAGGGUUUGAAGUUGAAUUUUUCAGUGUACAAGUCAAAGUCUAUCAUUAUUCUGAUAGCCAUUGCUGUUGUUGUUCUCUGGUUUGUAAUUGGGACAUAUGGCAUAUUUAUAUUUAUCUGAUCUUUGAAGUGGGUGGGUAUUAGGGAAGAGUCAACCAAUAUCCUUAGAGCUGAUAUUUAAUAAAAGUCAAACCUCCAGUCCUUAUAAGAAGGUCACAAGAAACCAGGAGUUUAUGAGAAUAUAGGGGGACUGUAUUUCUAAAGACUGAACUCUCUAAAUUAAUAGCCAGGACCACCGUGACAGCCAGUGUCUCUACCCCCAAUAAUAUCCCUGGCUGUGCUGGUGCUGAGUGAGGACUAGGAUUCGAAGAGGGUUAUCAACUGCAGUAGGAGGUAAACUAACAAAUUAUAUGUAUUCUUCAAAAUCUGCACUUUUAAAAGUACUACUGUGGAAUCUAUGGUGGACAGAGAGCCAUAGCCAUAGGUCUAUCAUUUUACCCCAAACAUUAAGAAGUCAAUAAAGUGUCUUAAUACUCUU
Messenger RNA from Manis pentadactyla (Chinese pangolin), 3014 nucleotides. RefSeq names its product zinc finger protein 215 (gene ZNF215). The record is from RefSeq and is a predicted model, not a curated record. Gene Ontology annotation, molecular function: DNA-binding transcription repressor activity, RNA polymerase II-specific. The coding region runs from base 662 to 2326 and encodes 554 amino acids. Gene Ontology annotation, biological process: negative regulation of transcription by RNA polymerase II. NCBI's taxonomy places the organism in Eukaryota, Metazoa, Chordata, Mammalia, Pholidota, Manidae. The transcript has 7 exons.